Messenger RNA from Gossypium raimondii (Peruvian cotton), 1123 nucleotides. RefSeq names its product GTP-binding protein SAR1A. The record is from RefSeq and is a predicted model, not a curated record. The transcript is spliced from 3 exons. The coding region runs from base 250 to 831 and encodes 193 amino acids. Gene Ontology annotation, biological process: vesicle organization; membrane organization; intracellular protein transport. Gene Ontology annotation, cellular component: endoplasmic reticulum exit site; COPII vesicle coat. NCBI's taxonomy places the organism in Eukaryota, Viridiplantae, Streptophyta, Magnoliopsida, Malvales, Malvaceae. Gene Ontology annotation, molecular function: GTP binding; GTPase activity.
GAAAGAACAAAGAUGUAGAUGUAAGCAUUUUUAUUUUAUGGGAAACAUCACUUCCUUGAAAAUCAGCUGACCAUAUUUACCUCCCUAGCUCCUCGCUCUAUGGAUUUUUAGUCAAAUUUGAUAGUCAUUUUCUUCUAUGAUAUGAACCAUAUCAAGGGUUUGAUUUGAAUUAAGACGACCAUCUUUCACGAUUUCGAGCUCGACCCAUUUCGAUUCUCGGUAUACCCAGACCCGAACCGUAUUAAAACAAUGUUUCUUUUGGAUUGGUUCUACGGUGUUCUUGCUUCCCUUGGUCUAUGGCAGAAAGAGGCUAAGAUCUUGUUUCUCGGUCUCGAUAACGCCGGCAAAACCACUUUGCUUCAUAUGUUGAAAGACGAGAGAUUGGUUCAACAUCAACCAACUCAGUAUCCCACAUCGGAAGAGCUUAAUAUUGGGAAAAUCAAGUUCAAAGCUUUUGAUCUGGGUGGUCAUCAGAUUGCUCGUCGAGUCUGGAAAGAUUACUAUGCUAAGGUUGAUGCUAUGGUGUACCUGGUAGAUGCCUAUGAUAAAGAAAGGUUUGCAGAAUCAAAGAAGGAACUGGAUGCACUCCUUUCCGAUGAGGCCCUUGCCAAUGUCCCGUUUCUUAUACUAGGAAACAAGAUCGAUAUACCAUACGCUGCCUCAGAGGACGAGUUACGAUACCAUCUUGGGCUCACAAACUUUACCACCGGCAAGGGUAAGGUAAACCUGGCAGACUCAAACGUCCGUCCACUAGAAGUAUUUAUGUGCAGCAUCGUCCGCAAAAUGGGUUACGGCAAUGGCUUCAAGUGGAUGUCUCAAUAUAUCAAAUAGAGAAAAUGGUCUCAAAGAUGCAGUAGGAAAGAUCUUACAGGGUGCCAAACCCCAAAUUCCAUAACUCCCAACUUCAGGGGGGACAAAGAAACUGUAUUCAUCAAACUGUUAGAAACUUAGCCCCUAAGUGGGUUUUAAAUUGGAUGUAUUUGGUUUUGAAUUUGUGUGAUAGGGAGGUACUCAUAUCCCUCCUCACUCCCCUUUUUUUCCAUGUGGCUACCAGAACUAGAAAAUGGCAAGUUACUUUAACUUAAUACAAUUUGAUCUUAUUAAUAGGUCUAAAUUGUUGACA